ACUUCCAAUUCGAAUUCCAAGCGGAUGUAGUAUGCACAUAUUUUAGUUCUCGUCGCCUUUAACACACUUACCUCGCUCUUUCGCGAUCCAACGCGUAUAACCUUUUCCUGCGCCGACAUUAUAGGCGCUCUAAUGUUUUGCUAAUAAGUGUUGCACAACAAUUGUUUAUGCUGGGUUAUUUGUUCGUUGUUCCUGUUGUUGUUGCAAAGUGAAAGUGUGUGCGAGAAGGACAGCUUUCGGGGUCACGUUGACAGCCAAAGAAGGAGGAGUGCUGAUUAGAAAACCGAGCCCGGAUGAACGAUAAAAGAUGAAUGAAAACAAAAUCCCAGCCCGAACGAUCUUUCCAAAUUUUUAGCUGCUGGCCGAUACUACGACCGAGCAAAGAGCGAAAAGUGAAUGACAAGUGUGACCGCGGGCGAACCGUUAAAAUAUACGAAGAACGGCUGACAGGGCUGGCGAGUGCAUGGGCACAGUUUGUGACUGAAGCCAGAAAAAAUACUAAGCGUGACUAAAAUUAGUUCAGUGUAUAAAUGUUAAAAAUUACUUAAAUAUUUUUGACAAUAUAAGUGAAAGCAAUACUUAUACCCGCACAUCAUUUACAGCCCUAUUAACAUUUUAAGUUGUAAAUAUCUAAACUACCAAAACGAAAUAUUUGGUAAAUUAUGAAGCCCUGACAACUCUGUAGUCGAUAGGCAAAAGAGCUCGCGCCAUGAGCCUAUCGUUCUCAGCUGUUUGGAAGCAAAACAAAGGGGAAGGACUAUCAAUUGGAAAUGUUUCUGUUCAUCAGCCGUCCCACGCGGACGCUGGGCAACCGAAUGCAGGCGGUUCGGGAGCGCUUGGGUCCGGACUUAGCUGAUCAACUGGACGCUCUGCAUCGUAAUGUGAUGCGGACUGGUCUGGUGUCCACACAGGAGCUGGAGGAGGCAUUCCGCAAAACGCGCGACAUGGACCACAACCCGAACCGGUUGAAUCUGCUCUGGCUGCUGGGCAUCGUGUUCUUCAUCAUGGUGGCCACCCCGGUCUUUUAUGAGACCAUCUCGUUCCUGCUCGGAGUGCGUUGCUUUCUGCCCAACAACUACUUGGUAUGGGAGGCCACCAGGCCCAUUAGUGACUGCGAGUUUUGUAAAGGGGUGAGGGCUCCCCUGAUCUUGGCCAAUCUCACCAUGGAGGAGUUUGCACCGCACGCGUACUCCUCAAUGCCCAUCAUUGUGAAGAGGGCGGUGGCUCACUGGCCAGCACAAAAGAACCUCAGCUUUGCCUUCAUAAAAGAAUUGUACGAAAGUGUCCCGGGAGCAAUGGACUCAGAUUGCCAGUUUCUGCACUUCAACUCUGAUCUCAAGUCGCUGAAGCAUGUGUUUUCCAUGUCCGCGGAGCGUUCAAAUCUUACUCAAGGAGUGCCCUGGUUCGUGGGCUGGAGUGUCUGCCAGCCGGCCGUCCUGGCGGAGCUCAGAAAGCUGUAUCCCCGCCCGCAUUUCCUGCCCUUCGAUGCUGAAAUGCCUCACACGGACUUCAUAUUAAUGGGCUACGAGCAAGGGGCUGUGAUGCAUCUUGAUUACAUUCCCCGCCUGUUGUGGCAAGCUCAGUUAAGUGGCAACAAGACCUGGUUUCUGGCACCUGCUCCUGAAUGUGACCACCAGUGUCAGCCCUUCUCCUUCUAUGUGGAGCCCGGAGAUGCUGUGUUGGUGGACACACGCAUCUGGUACCAUGCCAAUUCAAUUCCCAAGGGUCAGUUUUCGCUCACCGUUCAGUCCGAGUAUGGAUGAGAUGCACCUUGUAGUUCUGAGACUCAGAAUUCAAACAGCCAUGUUAGUCCAAACUUUCAUAUGGUAUAAACUCCCUAUUAAGAUCUCGUUAAAACCACUGAAGACUUGAAAUACGUGUAGUGCACUCUAAAAAUUGUGCUUUUAAAAAUAAAAACCCAAGUAAUCCGUAAGCGAUCAU
This is a messenger RNA of Drosophila melanogaster (fruit fly), 1941 nucleotides long. RefSeq lists its product as uncharacterized. The record is from RefSeq and is marked reviewed. Bases 771 to 1763 code for a protein of 330 amino acids. Lineage: Eukaryota; Metazoa; Arthropoda; Insecta; Diptera; Drosophilidae. The transcript is spliced from 4 exons.